This is a messenger RNA of Clupea harengus (Atlantic herring), 3030 nucleotides long. It is a transcript of the gene bnip2, whose product is annotated as BCL2 interacting protein 2. The record is from RefSeq and is a predicted model, not a curated record. Gene Ontology annotation, biological process: apoptotic process. NCBI's taxonomy places the organism in Eukaryota, Metazoa, Chordata, Actinopteri, Clupeiformes, Clupeidae. Gene Ontology annotation, cellular component: cytoplasm.
GAAGGGAAGAGCUCAGUGACAGUUUUGGAAGCCCCCUUCUACAGGAGGGGAUUGGGAAGUCACCCGGCCCGCUCAUCGAGUCGAACAAAACAAUGGAGGACCAGUUAAUACAACGGAAUAAAUAGAUCGUUAUAUUAGAUGGUGGGAGAGAUAUUUGAUCCAUUGGAAGGUCGGACUCCAUGGAUCUUGACUUAUUAGUCACCAGAUUGACAAAGUUUUGUUUGUUAACGGUAGCUUGAUAGCAAGCUAACUGUAUUAGCAAGCUAGCCGAGCCGAAGCAAUCAAGCCGUGGAAAGGAAGGAAAGGGAAAUAAGGACUGCGCACUCUACCACCAAAAAGCAGAUCCCUACCAGGGAAGUUUACAAAAAAUUGGUGGGGUGCACGAACGUUAUCAAAAACUUAAUUUGACUUCAUAAAUCUGUCAGAUGAACUAUGUAACGGAAGGAAAGUCACUUGCAUUGAAGUAAACUUACUAACUUUUUAGCUAGCCAGCUGUCUGCGGUUACCUAACUUUAGCCUGCUAGCGAUAGGUUAGUCUACUUGAUUGUUGGCUGGCUAGCGAAGGAAAGGAAACACAGAUUAGGGGAGUUUGUGGUGAUUGACUUACGCUUGAGCCACAUAGCUUAGUUGGAAGUAAAAGAGGCCGUGACUGAUAUAAGCUCUCAUGGCCUCAGAUGUGAUAGAAAGUGAAGUGGACUUGAGGCGAAACACAGCUGGAGAAGAUAUGGGUCUGAACAAAAGCAGCCCAGACCCAGACACACCCAGCACUCUUGAGAUUCUAGAAAACAGUGCGACGACGAGUCCAUCAUAUUCAUCAGAAUGUGGAGAGGAGGAGGAGGAGGAAGAAGAAGAAGAAAAGUCCGAAAACUCUCCCUCAAAAGACGCUGUUUUGUUGGAGAACGGGAAGUGUGCUGCGCCACACAGCCCGACCCCACCAGGAGCUCCGCCACAGGAAACGGCAACUCUAGACAAUGGACAAAAACAGGAGGAAUCGGCUGGGGUGCGAACUUCGUCUCCAGUUAAUUUGCCACAAACGUACUCCUCGUCUGAUUUAAAUGGAAGUCUGGAACGCCAGGAAUCUGUUGCCACCACGGAGGCCCGGCUGAGGAUGGAGGGGGUGGAGCUGAAGGAAGAGUGGCAGGACGAGGACUUUCCCAGACCUCUACCUGAGGAAGAGGAGGAAGAGGACAUUGAGCUCAGUGACGAGCUAUUCACUGGCGCAUCAGGAGAUGGAGAACCUGCGGCACAACCCUACUGCACCAAGAAGGCCAAGAAGAAGCUGCCGGCCCCUGACAUCAGCCUGAAUCUGGACCGAAGCGACAGCUCGGUCCUCUCCGACGAGCUGGACAACAGCACUGAACUGGACCUGGACGACUUGGACACGCCCUCAGACAACAGCAACGAGUUCGAGUGGGAAGACGACCUUCCGAAGCCGAAGAGCACGGACCUCCUGCGGAAGGGCGUGGAGUCAGUGGAGGAGUACUCCGUGUUUGAGGAGCGGGAGGAGGGCCGACGCUGGAGGGUCUUCCGCAUCGGGGACCAGGAGCACCGCGUCGACAUGAAGGCCAUCGAGCCCUACAAGAGAGUCAUCAGCCACGGGGGUUACUAUGGUGACGGGUUGAACGCCAUCAUUGUUUUUGCGGUUUGCUACAUGCCUGAGAGCAAUCAGCCAAAUUACCGAUACAUCAUGGACAAUCUCUUCAAGUAUGUGAUCGGCACUCUGGAGCUCCUGGUGGCUGAGAACUACAUGAUCGUUUACUUGAACGGAGCCACGUCUCGACGCAAGAUGCCCAGCGUGGGCUGGCUCAGGAAGUGUUACCAGCAGAUCGACCGGAGGUUACGGAAGAACUUGAAAUCUUUGAUAAUCGUCCAUCCUUCCUGGUUUAUCCGCACACUUCUUGCUCUCACCAAACCGUUCAUAAGCACAAAGUUUAGCCAAAAAAUCAAGUAUGUGUUCAGCCUUACGGAUCUGGGAGAGCUUCUUCCCAUGGAAUAUGUGUCAAUACCUGAGUGCAUUAAACAGUUUGAUGAAGAAAAAAAUAGGAAAAGACAUAAAAGGAUUGACCAGGAUAUGCACGGCAAGGUGGAGAUGGCAGCCGCUGCGGUGCCUGAGUGAGACAGGGUGUGUGCAGGGCUCCUCACGUAGAACAACUAAAAAGAAAAGAAAAGAAAAAAAAAGACAGAAGAAUGUGCAACGCUACAGCCAGUGGCAUUCAGGCUUGUUCUCAUCUUGUUUCUGUGUUUUUGUUUAGUUUUUUUUUUUUUUUUUUUUUUUUGAAGACUCUUGAAGAUCGAAUAGAGAUUUUGUCGACUUGUUGACUCCGGAGAUGUGCCUUCUGAGACAUCGCUGCCUGUUACGUUUGUGGACGUUUCCUGUACUGUGCGUAGUAAUGCCAAACAUCCAAUCAAUAUUUUGAAAUCUCAAUUCUGUUGCAAGCAAGCAAUUUUUAUAACCUUUUUACAUAUGUAGUCGAACGUAGAUAUUUCUGUUGCCGUUGUCAUAGUUACUGAUGUAUAUUUAAGGCACUCCAUUUCCAAAUAGAUGAUGCAUGUUCCUCAUUACAGUUAAAAUAUAUAUUUAUAUUUCAAAAAAGUGAUGAAAAAGGAGAGAGAUUUAAUAUAUUUUUACGGCUAUUGAUUUUAACAAUAUGUUUAGUUUGCUCACCAUUGAGCUGAAAACAAACCUGUUGCUAUUUUACUGCUGAAUGGAGCUGGGAGGUGCAUGAAACAAAACAACACAGGAGGUCUGUGGUGUGUCCUUUCGCCACCACAUGCCCAUGAUACAGUUAAAAGGAAGAUAAUACAGGAACAAAUGUGAUUAACCAGAAUAUGGAGCCUGUGGUGGGAGUAGAGCACCGCUCGAUUGCUCUGAUAUGUGUUUCUAAAUUGGUUGCCAAAUGUAAAAUGCCAAAUGUAUGUGUUGUGUAAAUGUGUUUUACUGUAAUUUGACAGAGGAGUAAGAGCAAGUAAUUGUAACUACAUAAGGAACGGAAUCUGUCAAGUAAAAUAUGGCCUUAAAAAAAAAAAAAA